UGUGAGUCGGUUGGGAGGUGGAGGUGGGGAUGGUGGGGUGAGUGAGGUUGUGUGUAUGAAUGCGAUUCUUAUGGCGCUUUAUACGCUUAUACUUCGGAGGGAUAGAGAUGGAGGUGGGGAUGGGGGAAGGGGGUAUGAGCCCCCGGUGUUGUGGAUGAAUAUGGCAAGGGGGAUACGCACGGUCAUUGGUGGUGCUUAUUAUGGGUUGUUGGAGAGGGGGGCGAGGAUUGUGCCGCUUUUGGUGGCAAGGCCGGUUGUUCAUGCGAAGGGACAGUUAGGUUUGGGGGGUGGGGGUGGAGAUGGGAGGGGUGUGUUGCAGUUCCUGGUGGAUGUGAAUCCGGAUGCUGCCGAGACGGAGGCAAUUAGGGCUGUAUAUGUUGAGUGUGUGCGGUAUCUGGAGGGGUUAUUACUCGCGGUAAGGACCGGAGAAACCGAGUUUGAUAUUCGGAAGCGGUUCUCGUCGUUUCCGAGUAUGAUGCCUGAGCUGUUUUUUGAGGUUGGUGGGGGAGAAGAGGUCCCGCGCGUUGGUCAUUCUGGCGUAUUUUUUUGUGGUGGCCAAGGCAGCAGAGGGGGUUUGGUGGCUCAAGGGUAUCCCGGAGAUGGAGGUUAGAGGGAUUGAGGGGGUGUUGGGGGUGGAGUGGAGGGGGGUGAUGGAGUGGCCGGGGAGGGUGGUUAGGGGGGAGGUGGAGGUUGGUGAU
Molecule: messenger RNA, 698 nt
Organism: Aspergillus ibericus CBS 121593
Lineage: Eukaryota; Fungi; Ascomycota; Eurotiomycetes; Eurotiales; Aspergillaceae
Exons: 1
Coding region: 56-610 (184 amino acids)
Source: RefSeq, a predicted model, not a curated record